Messenger RNA from Alligator mississippiensis (American alligator), 677 nucleotides. RefSeq names its product protein CEBPZOS-like. Lineage: Eukaryota; Metazoa; Chordata; Crocodylia; Alligatoridae. Bases 201 to 431 code for a protein of 76 amino acids. The transcript has 4 exons. The record is from RefSeq and is a predicted model, not a curated record.
CGGGCGCGGCGCUUGGCCAGUAGCAAUAGCGGAGGGUGGCGCGGAAAAGCGGAUGCCGCUUCCGGAGCGGAGAGUAAGGACUGUUGUAGCGCACGGCACACUGGAAGGUGCAGGGAGUCUAGAGCGGAAGUUGGGCCGCGCUCUGCUUCCGCGUCGUGGAGUCAUACGCAGCAUACGUGGGUAGCCGCUCGCGCUGGGCUAUGAAUCGCUUCACCCAGAACGUGUUCCGCUUUCUGGUAGUGCUGAACACGGCCGUGCUCGCCGCCACCUUCGGGACCUUUUGGCAAAUAGACAGAAGCCAAGAUUUCAGGCGUACAAUGCACAAGAGAUUUCCAUACAUGCUGGAAGCUUAUUACAAAUACCAAGAAGCGGGUGGAUAUUAUGGCAUCAGGGAAAAAGACCAAAUGGAAUGGUUUAGCCGCAAAGACUAGAUCCCUUUGUAUUUGAACUGCUUUCUCUUCUUGAUAAUACUUUUCACAUCUCUGUUGUGAAGCCAUCUGUCACGCUCCGUCUCCCACUUGAGUUGUUUGAGACCUACCAGAGAAGAGAAGGUAGAUGAGAUGUCAGAGCAGCUGGUGUAUAAUUGUUACUUAUGAACACUAUAUGAAAUCUGAGUAAAUUGUGUAUUGGCUAAUAUUUAGUUAUGUAUAGAAAAUGUCAAUAAAGUGUGAACUAUG